AUGCGGCUCCUCUCACUUGCUAGUUAUUUCAGCUUAGGCUAUGCAGCCUCUCAACAGGUCCUCCGCCCUGAGAACAUCGAUGGGUUUCGCGUGUUCCAGAGUCAACAUAGCGACCAUGCAAUCCGUAUUCGCCAGCAAGAUGAAACAAUCUGUGCAGCUGGCUCAGCACAAUACACCGGUUGGCUGGAUAUCGGGCCCGUACAUCUUUUCUUCUGGUAUUUUGAAAGUCAGAACGACCCUGUCAAUGACCCAUUAACCCUAUGGAUGACAGGUGGGCCUGGCGGGUCCAGCAUGAUCGGCCUCUUCGAAGAGGUUGGACCCUGUCUCAUCAACAAAGACGGCAACAGUACCAGGUACAACCCCUUUGGAUGGUCUCGAAAUUCAUCAAUGCUAUUUGUUGAUCAGCCCGUGGAUGUUGGCUUUUCCUAUCUUGAUGAGGGUUUUGAAUUACCCGGCGAUUCUGCGACUGCUGCUGUGGAUAUGCAUCGAUUCUUGCAGCUCUUCAUUUCAGAAGUCUUCCCCCAGCAUCUGAACAGUUCUUUCCAUUUGUCUGGUGAAUCUUAUGCAGGAAAAUAUAUUCCGGCUCUUGGCACUCAAAUUGUCAAGCAAAACAAGCUCUAUCCAAAUGAACCCCAAGUUCAGCUUCGAUCGUGUCUGGUGGGAGAUGGGUACAUGUCUCCAAAAGACUCGGCGUUUGGAUACUGGGAAACCCUGUGCACUACCAACCCGGGAGUUGCAGAGCCUGUAUUCAACAAGACAAGAUGCGAUUUUAUGGCUGCCAAUAUGCCCCGCUGCAUGGAAGUCAUGGAUAUUUGCAUUCGUAACCCUGAUCCUGCCAUCUGCAAUGUCGCAAGCAAAGUCUGCUGGGACGGUGUUGUUAGUCUGUAUGACAACGAGGCCGAAUUCAAGGGCGGCCGCAAUAGGUUCGAUAUCACCCAUCCCUGCGAAUAUGACAACAUUUGCUAUGUCGAAGCUUCAUGGAUUCAGGAAUAUCUGAACACCCCGAAAAUCUGGGAUGCGCUCUUGCCGCCGAAACAGAUAAAACAUUACAACAUUACCUCUGACAGAAUUUCAAAUUCAUUCCAAAAGACCGCGGAUCUAGAGACAUCUACUGAUGACCAAGUCACUUAUUUGCUGCAGAACCAGGUUCAUUAUCUAGCUUACCAAGGCAAUCUUGACCUUGCAUGCAACACUGCUGGAAACCUCCGCUGGGCGAAUUCGCUGGUCUGGAAAGGACAAGCUGAAUUUGCAUCCAAGUCGCUCAAGCCGUGGAAAUCGGUUGUUGCUGCGACUGGCACGGAAGAGGUAGUCGGAACGAUGAAGGAGGUCAGGGUUCGCACGAGCGAUGACGUUGAAAUUGAAUCGCGAUUUGCUAUUGUCACUGUUGAUAAUGCUGGUCACUUCCUUCCUCAAGAUCGUCCUGAUAUUGCGGUGGAUUUGAUGACUCGGUGGAUCACAGGUGCGUCCUUUGAUUAGGCAAGCGCUGGUGAACUUUUUGCGAAAGGUCAUUGCAAAGCUCAGG
Molecule: messenger RNA, 1522 nt
Organism: Penicillium pulvis
Lineage: Eukaryota; Fungi; Ascomycota; Eurotiomycetes; Eurotiales; Aspergillaceae
Gene: cp8
Product: putative carboxypeptidase Y
Exons: 4
Coding region: 1-1476 (491 amino acids)
Biological process (GO): proteolysis
Cellular component (GO): fungal-type vacuole
Molecular function (GO): serine-type carboxypeptidase activity
Source: RefSeq, a predicted model, not a curated record